GCCACGGAACAUACGCUAUCCCGAUUUUGCUUGUUAAAUAAAAAAACUUAAAAAAAAUGAGUUCUAAAACAGUUUUUGUAUUUGCAAUGGUGCUGAUAAUGGUUGCAACGACUCCUCUGCAGUCCAGAGGACCUGGUUUCCAAGGUUCUCGGUAUAAUCUGACAGAGGUGUCAGUGAUCUCCCUGGAGGAAUCCUGCGUGCGGCAGGGUGGUAUCUGCAUGCGGGUAGAGGACUGUGCCCCCGAGAAUGUGGUGGGAGUUCAAGUCGUCCUUUGCCCAAACCAACAUCACAAGGGCGUCGUGUGCUGCUAUAGUUGAAAACCAUCGCCCGAUUUCGCGUACUUACCGACUAAGCCUUUAAUUUAAAUAAAAACUUAAUUAGUCAUAAGAUAGCCAGCCAUGUUAAGAUUGCAGUAUUUAUUUAAGAAUC
Molecule: messenger RNA, 429 nt
Organism: Achroia grisella
Lineage: Eukaryota; Metazoa; Arthropoda; Insecta; Lepidoptera; Pyralidae
Exons: 3
Coding region: 57-317 (86 amino acids)
Source: RefSeq, a predicted model, not a curated record